AUUAUACUGUGCCUUCUUUUAACGAACUGCAACGUGUUAUCCAUUUUUUUAUUUUUGCUUAUCUAGUCAAACAGAAAUAAUUCAAUCAACCAGCAGGAUCUUUACUCCCACCCUAUUUAUAUAGAAAGAGCAGAAAAGUAAUAUUAACAUCAUAUUGAAAUAGAUCAUAUAUACAGUAUACAGCUUCAGCAUCCAGGAAUUAUUUUCUGCUCUGAGACAGACUAGAAGCCAUGCAUUCCCGUAGCAACAGUAUAGAAAACAUUUCAGAGGUCCAGUCAUCUAAGUUACAGGCUCAAGUACAGCAAGGAGAAUCCAAGUGUGAUGAGUCCUUAACUAGCUUUCAAGAUCUUAGCAGAUCAUGUUACGAGGAACUUCCAGUCAACAUGAGUACAGUACAGCCAAAGCACAGGAACAAUCGCUGCAGCCAGGCAUGCAACAAAAACUGCGAGCUGUCAGGAAACAGCAGGGACCUCUCCCAUGAUGAUCUCCUUCUCCUGCUGAGCAUCCUGGAGGGAGAGUUGCAGGCAAGAGACGAGGUGAUCACAGUGUUGAGGGCAGAAAAGACAGAGCUGGCAUCCCUUGAGGCCCAUUAUGGCUUUAUGACUCCUGCCAAAGUGCUUCAGGCCCUGCAAAGAGACAAGGGCAUAGAUUAUGUUUGGAAAGAAGACAUCUAUGAGAAACCAAUUGCAGAGUUGGACAAGCUUGUGGAGAAGCAGAAAGAGACAUACAGACGUAUGCUGGAAAACCUGCUACUGGUAGAGCAGGCACACAAACAGACACUUUACAGACUGGAGGAUGAGAAGCAUAAUCACAGCGAGUACAUGAAAAAAUGUGAUGAGUUUACCAACCUUCUGGAGCACGAAAGAGAAAGAUUGAAAUUACUCAAUGACCAAGAAAAGGCUUCCCAGGAACAAAGAGAGGAAGAGAACAACAGGAAGGUGACCAAUCUUACAGAAGAACUGACUAAACUCAAGUCUUUUGCUCUCCUGCUUAUUGAUGAACAGCAGUGUGUCACAGAACAGCUGACUCAACAAACUGCAAAAGUUCAGGAUCUACAAGCUGCUGCCAAAGAAGCCCAAGAGGAGCUAAACUCUGCGCGGACCAGGGCACAAAAAAUGGAAAGCAAAGUGCUGCACUUGGAGUCUGAAUUACAUGCUCAGGUGGUUCAAUUCCAACAAGAACAAGAAGUUAUGAGCAAAAAUCUGUCUGAGAAGAACAAUCUAAACCAACAUUUGCAUCAAAAGCUGUCUACACUUCGCCAAGAGCUGACUGAGCUUGAACAGUCAAACAAGGCCUUUCGCAGGGCAGAGGAGGAACUGCAGGAGCUAAAAGACAAAAAUAGCAACAGAGAGAACGGAACCUCUAGUCUUGUUUUAGAAGUGGAAGAGCUAAGAAAAAAAGUGGUAGAAAUGGAAGAAAAAGAUGAUGAAUUAAUAAAGAUGGAAGAUUUGUGCAGAAACCUCAAAAAGAAUCUGGAGAGGGAGUCCACUCAGAAUUGUAGCCUGAAAACAGAGGUGGACAAGCUAAAUCUUAAAAUUAUAGAGCUUGAAAAAUUACAAGAUGCAUUUGAAAAGAGUGAACAGGAAUUUAGCUCAAUCAAGUGCAAUUUAGAAACAGAAAGGACAGUAACUAAACAUAUGUGUAAUGAAAUAGAUAAUCUGAGGUUAAGGAUAAAAGAACUUGAAGCUGCUGAAAGUCUAUUAGAAAAAACAGAGUGGAAACUAAAGGAAGAUCUUACAAAAUUAAAAACACUUACAGUCAAGCUGGUUGAUGAGAGGACAACCAUGGCAGAGAAAUUGAAGCAACUGGAAAUCAAGGUUCAAAGUAGCACUGAUAAACUUCAGGUUGAACAAGAGAAAGUGACAGUAGUAACAGAGAAGCUGAUUGAAGAAAGCAAGAAGGCUUUAAAAUUCAAAGUGGAGCUGGAGGAAAAAAUAUGUAUUGUGACCAGGGAAAGAGAUGAUUUUGAGACCAAGCUAAAAACUGAGAAGGAGAAAAACAAUGCCCUUCAGUCAAAAGUUAGCAUGAUGGAGAAGAGGCUCCAGGCCUUGGAAGCUGUUGAAAGGGAGUUUUUGAGAAACAAAGCAAAACAAGAGAACAUAAAGGGACCUAUUCAAAAUGGGUUUCAACAAGAACACAACAAAGUUAAAGAUUUAACACAAAAUGUAAAAUGGCUUAGGUGGAAGCUCAGUGAGAAAAAUGUGGUUAAGGGUGAUCUCCCAAUGACACAUGAUGCUGGGGAAUCCUUGAAAAUUAGAUACUCCAGUGAAAAAGCACUUAUGGAAGAAUUAGAGAUCACCAGAAUGGAGCUUUCUAGAUACCAACUGGUUGAGAAGAAAAAUUUCAACCAAGAACACAGUCUGUAUAAACAUUUGAAAGAGGAAGAGGUCAAGUCCAAUCACCUGACCAAGGAAGUGGAAGCAUUAAAGGAAAAGAUAUACAAUUACAUGGGCACAGAAGAAUCCAUCUGUAACAUGAAAACAGAAUAUGCUUCUAUCCAAAAAAAGCUUACCCAGCAGGAACUCAGAAACAAGGAACUUGCCAGGGAGAAGGAGAGCUUAACAAGGGAGCUAGAGAGAUACCGUCGCUUUAGUAAGAGUCUACGGCCUGGCAUGAUUGGGAAACGGUUUUCAGACCUACAAGUCACUACAAAGGAGGUUCAGACUGAACCUAUAGAUAGCCCUAUACAUACUUAUGAAAACUUCAGUCUUCUUGAAUGUGCUGUAAUGAAUGGGAAAAUAAAUGAGGAGAAGAAUGAACAGCAUUAUAAGGAGAUUAAUCCAGCAAAAUGUAGUCCUCCACUCAAAAAUAGUAAUAACAACACAGUAAAUUUGAGAAAUGAUUUUUUAAAGAGUAUGGAGAAACAGCAGCUUACUGACUGCAAAUUGCAAACAACAGAAAAUAGAUCACAUAUUCAGCAAGCAGAUAUGUUGGUGACACAUAUUCCAAGCCAACAUCUUCAUAGCAAAGUCACACCAGACUAUAGCCAUACCACAGCUGCUCUCAAGAUAAAAAAUCCUAUUACAGAAAAUACUCAGUCAUAUACAAGUACAGCAGUUAUCCCAACCAGUGGUUGCACCAGGAAACAAAAAAUUACCAUCAUUCAAAAUGCACCAGGCUCUAAACAAAAUAAUAGUCCUUCCAUUAAAAGUCCUUCCACACCUGAAUUAUCAAUGUCACCUGUCAGUAUGACAACAUAUUGCCAAACUGUGAAUUCUGAAUUUAAUGGUUUAUUGACACCAAACUUUGCAGUGCCAUCGACUGAGACAACAACAAUCACAACAGGAAAUUGUGAUAAAGCACUACAGACUGAGGUCAAAGCAGGCCACAAUGUGUUCUGUGUAACACCACCAAGACAAAAUAAACAGUAUGUACAUGGGUAUAACAGCUCAAGCCCAAGUGUCAUCACCAAUGAAGACAACAAAAUUCACAUUCACUUAGGCAUACCAUACCUCAAGCCUAUUAAUAGCAAUAUAGAACCCUGCAGCCCUGGCUAUUCUGCUGGUCAAAAGCAAAGCACGUCUGUAUUAACAAGUGAUACUCUAGGAAAAGUUACCAGCAAAGUUGUGGGUAGCAUCAGGAUAAACCCCACUACCCCUCCCAUCCCACAACCAUCACAAAUUACAAUACCUGUUGAAGAAUUCCAUCAGUCUCUUCCCACCAAACCUAAUGCCCACAGUACAACAGCAGGAACAAAUUCCAGGGCUGUGCUGACUCAAAGCAAAUGAACUGUACAGGCUCUGUCCAAGUUGGGAAAAAAACAUAUACAGUGGCGUGAAUGCCGAGACCCUGUCAACAAUGCCAGAAUGAAUAGU
Clarias gariepinus (North African catfish) is the source of this 3815-nucleotide messenger RNA. It is a transcript of the gene filip1l, whose product is annotated as filamin A interacting protein 1-like. NCBI's taxonomy places the organism in Eukaryota, Metazoa, Chordata, Actinopteri, Siluriformes, Clariidae. Bases 231 to 3728 code for a protein of 1165 amino acids. The transcript has 6 exons. The record is from RefSeq and is a predicted model, not a curated record.